This is a messenger RNA of Sapajus apella (tufted capuchin), 1032 nucleotides long. It is a transcript of the gene PGLS, whose product is annotated as 6-phosphogluconolactonase. The record is from RefSeq and is a predicted model, not a curated record. Bases 52 to 828 code for a protein of 258 amino acids. Gene Ontology annotation, molecular function: 6-phosphogluconolactonase activity. Gene Ontology annotation, biological process: carbohydrate metabolic process; pentose-phosphate shunt. Lineage: Eukaryota; Metazoa; Chordata; Mammalia; Primates; Cebidae. The transcript is spliced from 5 exons.
CGCACCAGCGGCCUUCGGGAGCGCUUCCGCCUCCCCACCGCCGCCGUCGCCAUGGCCGCGCCGGCCCCGGGCCUCAUCUCGGUAUUCUCGAGCCCCCAGGAACUGGGUGCGUCGCUAGCGCAGCUGGUGGCCCAGCGCGCAGCAUGCUGCCUGGCGGGGCCUCGCGCCCGUUUCGCGCUCGGCCUGUCGGGCGGGAGCCUUGUCUCGAUGCUAGCCCGCGAGCUGCCCGCCGCCGUCGCCCCUGCCGGGCCCGUCAGCCUAGCUCGCUGGACGUUGGGCUUCUGCGAUGAGCGCCUCGUGCCCUUCGAUCACGCCGAGAGCACGUACGGCCUCUACCGGACGCAUCUUCUCUCCAGAUUGCCAAUCCCAGAAAGCCAGGUGAUCACCAUUAACCCCGAGCUGCCUGUGGAGGAGGCCGCUGAGGACUACGCCAAGAAGCUGAGUCAGGCAUUCCAAGGGGACUCCAUCCCAGUUUUCGACCUGCUAAUCCUGGGGGUAGGCCCUGAUGGCCACACCUGCUCACUCUUCCCAGACCACCCCCUCCUGCAGGAGCGGGAAAAGAUUGUAGCUCCCAUCAGUGACUCCCCGAAGCCACCAACGCAGCGUGUGACCCUCACAUUACCUGUCCUGAAUGCAGCACGAACUGUCAUCUUUGUGGCAACUGGAGAAGGCAAGGCAGCUGUUCUGAAGCGCAUUUUGGAGGACAAGGAGGAAAACCCGCUGCCCGCCGCCCUGGUCCAGCCCCACACCGGGAAACUGUGCUGGUUCUUGGACGAGGCGGCCGCCCGACUCCUGACCGUGCCCUUCGAGAAGCAUUCCACUUUGUAGCUGGCCAGAGGGACGCAGCAGCUGGGACCAGGCACACGGCCCCAGGGGCUGGGCCUCUGUUGGCCGCCGUGAUCCAGGCUCUCGCUGGAAAAAGCCUCGUGGUGCUGCUGGAAGCCGACAGACUCUGGCCACCAGCCCUGCCCGGGGCUCAGCACACCGACCGUGGCUCUGGGCAUCUGGAUAUUAAAAGGAGCGUUGCUGGAA